Spinacia oleracea (spinach) is the source of this 2142-nucleotide messenger RNA. RefSeq lists its product as uncharacterized. The record is from RefSeq and is a predicted model, not a curated record. The coding region runs from base 1 to 2142 and encodes 713 amino acids. Lineage: Eukaryota; Viridiplantae; Streptophyta; Magnoliopsida; Caryophyllales; Amaranthaceae. The transcript has 5 exons.
AUGGCUGAUCAUGUUCUGUUUCUAGAUGUAGUUAAAAAGGGAUGGGAUGUGUCCUGUACAAGGGGUGGAGCCAUGUUCAAGGUGUGGACUAAGCUGAAAGCAGUAAAGCAAGGAUUGAAGGAGCUACAUCAUAAAGAUUUUGCUAAGCUUGAUGAGAGAAUUGAGGGGUUAAGGGCUGAUUUGGGUCAAAUUCAGAUUCAGUUAACUUCUUGCCCUACUGAUAGCAAUGUGCAACAAAGUGAGAGGGAUUGUAGUGAGACUCUUAAGAAGUUUUUGCAUAUUCAGGAAAGUGCAUAUAGACAGAAAGCAAGAAUUCAGUGGUUGCAAGUAGGAGAUUCUAACUCUAAGUUCUUUUUCAGUGCAAUGAAGGAGAGGAUAGCUAGGAAUAGCAUUGAUAUUUUGUAUGAUGAUUCUUUGAAGAAGCUUAGCACUACUCGGGAAAUUCAAGAAGAAGUUAGCUCUUUCUAUAAGAAGUUGAUUGGUACUGCAGCUAGCUCAUUGAUGGGUGUGGAUGUUGGAGUGGUUAGGAAUGGUAAGCAGCUUUCUGCUACUGAUGCAGAAAUUGAUGCAGCUAUCAAAGGUAUUGAUAUCAAUAAAGCCCCUGGGCUUGAUGGUUUCAAUAGUUUGUUCUUUCUUAAAGCUUGGGAGAUUGUGAAAGCUGAUGUUUAUGAAGCAGUAAGAGAGUUUUUUAGGACUGGGGUGAUGUUAAAGCAAGUGAACAACACUUCAGUUACUUUGGUUCCUAAGAUUCAGAAUGCCUCUUGUGUGAAGGAUUUUAGGCCAAUUGCUUGCUGCUCUGUUGUUUACAAAAUUAUCUCCAAAAUUCUACAGCUAGAAUGCAAGGUGUUAUUGGUACAGUUAAAACAUGUUUCUCCUAGGUGUAUGAUCAAGGUGGAUCUGAAAAAAUCCUAUGAUUCUUUAGAGUGGCCUUUCUUGAAAACCAUGCUGUCAGAACUAGGAUUCCCUAUGAAGUUUGUGAAUUGGGUGAUGCAGUGCCUCUAUUCUGUUUCUUAUUCCAUUCUGAUAAAUGGUUGUCCCACUAAACCAAUUCCUGCAAAGAAAGGGUUGAGACAAGGUGAUCCCAUUUCACCUUAUUUGUUUGCUUUGGGUAUGGAAUAUCUGUCAAGGUGUCUUGCUGCUCUUGCUGAAGAUACUAACUUCUCUUAUCACCCUAGAUGCAAAAAGUUGGAUCUCACCCAUAUGAUGUUUGCUGAUGAUUUGUUGAUGUUCUCCAGAGCUGAUGAGAGUGCUGUGAAAGCUCUUUUUGAUGCUUUUACCAAGUUUUCUUUGGCUUCUGGUUUGGAAGCUAAUUUGCACAAAAGUGAAGUUUAUUUGGCAGGUGUUUCUGAUCAUGUUGCUUCCAGUAUUGUUAGCUCAAUUGGGGUUCCUAAGGGAUCUUUCCCUUUCAGAUACUUGGGUGUCCCUCUUACAACUAGGAAGCUCUCCUUCACAGACUGCAAGCCUCUCAUUGAUAGAACUGUUGCUAGAAUCAAGAGCUGGACUUCUAAGUUCCUUUCCUAUGCAGAUUCUAGGAAAGCUUCUAUCUCUUGGGAGAAAUUGUGUUUCCCUAAGAGUUGUGGAGGGUGGAAUCUUAAGGAUCUAACUGUGUGGAAUAAAGCAGCUGUUUUGAAGCACUGUUGGGCUUUCGCUUUGAAGCAGGAUAGGCUUUGGGCAAAUGGAGUGGAUCAGUUUGUGCAAGCUGGUAAAUUCAGAAUUCAGAAAAUGUACAAGUUUCUUCAUCCAGUUGGAGCUCAGGUGGGAUGGAAGAGAUUGAUUUGUAAUAGCCAUGCUAGUCCAAAGAGCACCUUCAUUAUGUGGCUAGCAGUGCAGAACAGACUUGCUACUAAAGACAGAUUGAUAAGAUGGCAGCUGAAUAUUGAUGGUAUUUGUGGAGAUUUGGAAGCAGGUUCUGCUUUUUUAGGUGUGAAUAGAACUGUGUUGCCUUGGCAUGAGGAAGUUCAGAUUGCAGUGAAGAAAAGCAGAAGCACACAGAAGCAAGCUUGCAAGUAUAGUAUAGCUUUCAUUGAGUCUGUUUACUGUAUUUGGUUGCAAAGAAAUGCUAAGGUCUUUAGGGAUCAUGUUGAUCCAGUUAAGACUGUUGUUAGCAACAUUAUGUUUAAUGUUGAGUGUAGAUGUCAGUAG